CCAUGAUGUUCACUUCCCGCCUCACUAUUUUUGCCCUACUCACCUUCCUCGCUGGCGUCAACGCAGGAUGCGCAGCGUGUGAAGAAACGUUGUACGGAGUCGAUAGUGCAACGACCUACAAGCUAGUCAGCAACUAUGAGAAGUCCGAAAACGGGUACACAGAGUGCGGUUAUAUGGAUAAGAAAGGUGACUCGGUGACCUGCGAGUAUAAGGAUGACGGUUGGCUAGUAGCGGAUGGGGAUUCAAAGUGUCCGAAAUUGUCAAAGAAGAAUGACCCUGAAUGCUAAAAGCAGGAUGUGAUGUGGAAUGAGCCCGACGAGAGGAGGAAUAUUGGUUUGCAGAAAGUUGGGUAUAUCAGUAGAUUUCGUCUGCUACAAAAUUCUCUUCAUGCCUGUGUUGC
Suillus fuscotomentosus is the source of this 400-nucleotide messenger RNA. RefSeq lists its product as uncharacterized. The annotation marks the transcript as partial. NCBI's taxonomy places the organism in Eukaryota, Fungi, Basidiomycota, Agaricomycetes, Boletales, Suillaceae. The transcript is spliced from 3 exons. The record is from RefSeq and is a predicted model, not a curated record.